CCAGUGGUGAUUUCUGGUCUAGUCUUAAACGAAUCAAAGAUAAAGAUGAUUUAUUUGAAUCAUUUGUACAAUGUUCAGUAUGUGAUAGACUCUUGGUAUACGAACCAAAGAAUGGCACAACAACGAUUAGCUUACAUGUUCAAAAUUGUAUGAAACAAGAAAAAACAUUAAAAUCACAGCCAUCAAUUACCACAGCAAUGAAAACAACAACCAAAAUUAAUCCAGAUGAGAAACGAUCAGUUAUACAAAGAAAGCAAAGCGAAAAUCACCUUCGUUGCAUUUGUCAUGGUAUUAAUUUAGUUGUACACCAUAGUUUAUCAGCUUGUCUGUUAAUUGAACGAUUAAUUACGUCGUGUCGAAUAUUAUCAAGUCAUUUUAAGCGAUGUGAAUUAAAUCAUUUAUUACCAUCAACAUUAAAACAUGAUAAUGAUACACGCUGGAAUAGUAUUUACGAAAUGAUGAAUUCAGUAUCAAUAAAUUAUAAACAUAUUGAAGGUGUUUUAGAUGGUAGAGGUGGUGAUGAAUCAGGAAAAUUAGAUGAUAUUGGUCAACAACUCGUAACGCAAUUAUGUGAUGUAUUACUACCAUUUAAAUUAGCCAGUGAACAAUUUCAAGCUGAUUUAGAACCAACACUUCAUUUAGUAGUUCCAUGGAUAACAAAAUUAAAGCAACAUUGUACAAAAGAUAAAGAAGGUGAUUUGUUACCAAUAAUUCAAUUAAAAAAGGAAUUAUCAUUAAAAUUAGAUGAAAAAACAUAUUUAACCCAAAUUCAUUAUAUAGCAACAUUUCUUCAUCCCAUAACAAAAAAUUUAUCGCAAUUGAGUCCAACGGAACGUAAACAAGUCCAUGUGGAUGUUAAAAACCUAUUACAAGAAUUUGGAAGUUCAACAGAACAAGAAAUAUUGUCAACAACUACAAAAACUAAUACAUUCGCAAGUAAACAUAAAAGAAGAAAGACAGAAAUAACACAAGAGGAUAUAAUGGCUGAAUUUGCCAAUGAAAAUCAAGAUGUCGAUGACAGUGACGACGAAAAAGACGAAACUGAACAAUUUUUAAAAACUAAGAUGAAAUAUACAAAUGAAGACACAUUAUUAGGAUGGUGGAAAAAACAUUCACUUAUCUAUCCACAAUUAAGUAUUUUGGCACAAACAUUAUUCGGUGUCCCAUCAAGUUCAGCAACAGCUGAAAGAGUGUUUAGUUCAAGCGGAAGAAUAUUAGAAAAAAGGCGCCAAUCAUUAAAUGGUGAUACCGUCGACGAUCUUGAACAUAAUCAUGAUAAUCGUACUAGUACAACUCGCGCUUCAUCACCUAUUAGAGAUAUUGUCAAAAAAUCAGUAGCAACUGGAUUAACUCAAUUUCGAACAUCUCGUGCUCUACGAACUGAAUAA
Messenger RNA from Didymodactylos carnosus, 1388 nucleotides. Lineage: Eukaryota; Metazoa; Rotifera; Eurotatoria; Philodinida; Philodinidae. The record is from the annotation of a GenBank genome assembly.